Messenger RNA from Miscanthus lutarioriparius, 1215 nucleotides. The record is from the annotation of a GenBank genome assembly. Lineage: Eukaryota; Viridiplantae; Streptophyta; Magnoliopsida; Poales; Poaceae.
AUGGUGGUGGUGGUGGCGGCAGUGGUGGAGCACGGCGGCGGGCCGGUGACGGUGCGCGAGUUCGACGGCACCAGCGACCGCGACCGCGCCGCCGUCGAGCGCCUCGAGGGCGCCUGCGAGGUCGGCCCCAGCGCCGGCAAGCUCUGCCUCUUCACCGACCUCCUCGGAGACCCGCUCUGCCGCGUCCGCCACUCCCCGGCCUUCCUCAUGCUCGUCGCGGAGGCAGGUGCGGGCGGGGAGGUCGUCGGCGUGGUGCGCGGCUGCGUCAAGACCGUGGCGUGCGGGCGCGGGCAGGACGACCUCUUCUCCAAGGUGGCCUACCUGCUGGGCCUCCGCGUCUCCCCGGCGCACCGGCGCCGCGGCAUCGGCCGGGCCCUGGUGGCGCGGAUGGAGGAGUGGUUCCGGCAGGCGGGCGCCGAGUACGCCUACGUCGCCACCGACCGCGACAACGAGCCGUCGGUGCGCCUCUUCACCUCACGCUGCGGCUACGCCAAGUUCCGCACCCCGUCCGUGCUCGUGCACCCGGUGUUCCGCCACGACCUCGCCCCGCCGCGCCGGGUCGCCGUCCUCCGCAUCCCGACGCGUGACGCCGAGCUCCUCUACCGCGCGCGGUUCGCGGGCGUCGAGUUCUUCCCGCGCGACAUCGACGCCGUGCUGUCCAACCCGCUCUCCCUCGGCACGUUCCUCGCCGUCCCGGCGUCGUCCAAACCGUGGCGCGGCGCCGAGGCGUUCCUGGCGUCGCCGCCGCCGUCGUGGGCGGUGGGCAGCGUGUGGAACAGCAAGGACGCGUUCCGCCUCGAGGUCCGGGGCGCGCCACGGCUGUGGCGCGCCGCGGCGCGCGCCACGCGCGCCGCCGACCGCGCACUCUCGCGCUGGCUCCUCCUCCGCGUCCCGUCCGUGCCCAACCUCUUCGAGCCCUUCGGCAUGCACUUCCUCUACGGCCUCGGCGGUGCCGGCGCGGACGCGCCGCGGAUGGCCACCGCGCUCUGCCGCCACGCGCACAACGUGGCGCGACGCGCGGGCGCGCGCGUCGUCGCCACCGAGGUCGCCGCCUGCGAUCCGCUCCGUGGCGCCGUGCCGCACUGGCCGCGACUCGGCGCCGAGGACCUCUGGUGCAUCAAGCGCCUGGCCGAAGGGUACGGCGACGGCGCGCUCGGCGACUGGACCAAGGCGCCGCCCGGCGCCUCCAUCUUCGUGGACCCGAGGGAGUUUUAG